Molecule: messenger RNA, 1611 nt
Organism: Camellia sinensis
Lineage: Eukaryota; Viridiplantae; Streptophyta; Magnoliopsida; Ericales; Theaceae
Product: Protein with RING/U-box and TRAF-like domain
Biological process (GO): ubiquitin-dependent protein catabolic process; multicellular organism development
Cellular component (GO): cytoplasm
Molecular function (GO): zinc ion binding; ubiquitin protein ligase activity; protein binding
Source: RefSeq, a predicted model, not a curated record
CUACCUCUUUCUCUCUCUCUCUAAAAAACCUUUCCCAUUUCUUUUCUCUCUCUCAUACAGCCAAAGAAAAUGAAAGAAAAUCAAAAACCCAUCGAGAAAACCACAUCUCUCUGUGGGUUUUCUUUCUUCUUCCUUUCAUUCUUCAAGAACCCUCAACACUGACUGAUAAUCACAUCCAAAAAGAAUCAAACCCAUCUCAGAAAAACCCAGAAUUUCGUGUUAAUUCUCUGUUUGUAGAUAUAUUUUAUGAAUAUGGAAUUGGAUAGCAUUGAAUGCGUAUCGGAUGGUAUGGAUGAGGAUGAGAUCCAUCACCAUCGUCAUCCUCAGUUUUCGUCCUCGAAGCCUCACAACAACGUUGUUUCUUCUGCGAUUCAUCCAACGACGAGUGUCCAUGAGCUUCUCGAAUGCCCAGUUUGUACCAAUUCAAUGUACCCUCCAAUACACCAGUGUCACAAUGGGCACACACUCUGUAGCACCUGUAAAGUAAGGGUACAGAACCGCUGUCCCACCUGUAGACAGGAGCUUGGUGAUAUAAGGUGUUUAGCAUUGGAAAAGGUUGCUGAAUCACUCGAACUGCCUUGCAAGUAUUGCUCUCUUGGUUGCCCCGAGAUAUUCCCCUACUACAGCAAGCUCAAACACGAGGCCAUUUGUAACUUUAGACCAUACAAUUGCCCCUAUGCUGGAUCAGAGUGCUCGGUUGUAGGUGAUAUUCCAUACCUUGUUACCCAUCUUCGAGAUGAUCACAAAGUAGACAUGCACUCGGGAUGCACAUUUAACCAUCGCUAUGUAAAGUCUAAUCCGCGUGAAGUAGAGAAUGCCACAUGGAUGUUAACUGUUUUCAAUUGUUUUGGUCAGUACUUCUGUCUCCAUUUCGAAGCUUUUCAGCUUGGGAUGGCUCCGGUUUACAUGGCAUUUCUACGAUUCAUGGGCGAUGAGACAGACGCCCGAAACUACAGUUACAGCCUCGAGGUUGGAGGAAAUGGACGGAAACUCAUUUGGGAGGGUACCCCGCGAAGUAUAAGGGACAGUCACAGGAAAGUGAGGGACAGCCAUGACGGCCUCGUUAUACAGCGCAAUAUGGCGCUUUUCUUCUCUGGUGGGGACAGGAAAGAACUGAAGCUGCGAGUUACGGGGCGGAUAUGGAAGGAGCAACAGAACCCAGAUGGCGGGGCGUGCAUACCCAACCUCUGUAGUUAAGGCUGGUCCUCUCUCUCUCUCUCUCUCUCUCUUGUGUGUGCUGAGUUUUCUGCUAAUAUUAUUAGUUGAUAGAUAUGUUGAGAAUUCUUGAUAUGUAUGCAUGAAUACUAGCUGGAAGUUUCAGCUUUUCACACAUUGUUUAAUAAUGGUUCUUUUGUUGUGGUUUUGUGGUCAGAACAGGCUUUGAUUUCAAGCUAUGCUCCUUGUAUAAUGCAAUUGUAGAGAAGCUUGAAUUGCUCAACUCAUAAGAGUAAAUCUAAGCGCACAUAUGAUUUUCAUAGAAUGGGAUACAGAUGAAAUGCUAGGUCUCACAUAUGGUGGAUCUCACAUGUAGAGCCCACCUUUUGUCUCGUAUUUGUAUCUUAUUCUGUGAAAAUUUUCCGUGUUAAUAACAUAGAAGCCAUUGAUAAUUAA